Messenger RNA from Dovyalis caffra, 426 nucleotides. The record is from the annotation of a GenBank genome assembly. NCBI's taxonomy places the organism in Eukaryota, Viridiplantae, Streptophyta, Magnoliopsida, Malpighiales, Salicaceae.
AUGGCUGAAAGUGGAUUGGAGGAUCAAUAUGGUAGGAUCUCAUUAGGGAAUGAGGAAGAUGAAGGUUUGGAAUACAACGAUAAUGUACUAGAGGAAAUAACGAAUCGGAGUCUAACAAUGAUUGGUUGUUUUCUCACCGAAGUUUAUGAUGAUCCGGAUAAGGAGUUAGAGUAUGGAGCUUGGUUAAGGGCUCCGGGAAGAAGCUCUAUUAUGAUUAGUAAAAAAUGGCUCCGGAAUAGUAAAGGGGAGCUCCUAAACAAUGGAGGGUCAUCGGAAAAAAAAGGAAUACGAGUGGACGACAUUGGAAUGACAAAUGGUGAAAAUCAAAAGAUUAGGCAUGGUAAAUCAGGAGUUGAUGGAGGUGAUGGGGGUAGGAAUAAGAGAGAUUCGAAUAAGAGUGGUGGGAAAGUGGGACCUGGAAAGUAA